Molecule: messenger RNA, 2611 nt
Organism: Mobula hypostoma (lesser devil ray)
Lineage: Eukaryota; Metazoa; Chordata; Chondrichthyes; Myliobatiformes; Myliobatidae
Exons: 2
Coding region: 1-2562 (853 amino acids)
Biological process (GO): homophilic cell-cell adhesion
Cellular component (GO): plasma membrane
Molecular function (GO): calcium ion binding
Source: RefSeq, a predicted model, not a curated record
AUGGCUAAUUCUCACAAAAACACCUGUCUGAGGUGGCAAAUGAUGACCCUGAUAAUCUCGUUUUGCGUCUGGGAUAUUAUCACCGGGCAGAUUCGCUACUCGAUUCCCGAAGAGUUGAAACACGGCGCGUUUGUUGGGAACAUCGCCGACGAUCUGGGACUGGAUGUCAGGCAACUCUCCGCCCGCAGGUUUCGCAUUGUCCCCGCCGCUAACACCCAGUACUUGGAGGUGAAUCUGGAGAACGGGAUUCUAUUCGUAAACGAGAAGAUGGACCGGGAGCAGUUGUGUGACCUGAGCCCCAAUUGCUUCCUGCAUCUGGAGAUCGUAGUGGAGAAUCCGUUAGAGUUGCAUCGCGUGGAAGUGGAGAUACUGGAUGUGAACGACAAUUCCCCUAGUUUCCCUUGGCGUGAAUUCCGUUUGGAGAUCGCGGAGUCCGUGGCACUCGGGUCGCGCUUCCCGCUUGAGAACGCGCACGAUCCGGACGUGGGCACCAACUCGCUGCAAAGCUACCGGCUCAGUCCCAACCAGUACUUCAGCUUGGAGGUUCAGACUCGCAACGAACGCAAUAACUUUCCCGUGCUGGUUCUGGACAGAUCACUGGACAGGGAGAAUCAGGAGGUGCAUCAGAUGGUUCUCACUGCUCAGGACGGCGGCGUCCCGGAGAGAUCGGGUACAGCUCAGGUCAUAGUCACGGUCCUUGAUGUUAACGAUAACGCCCCGGUCUUUGACCAGGCUGUGUAUACUGUGUGCCUGGUGGAAAACGCCCCGAAGAACACUUUGGUGAUUAAACUUAACGCUACCGACUUGGACCAAGGCUCCUACGGAGAGGUGACCUAUUCAUUCAGCAACCAUGCGCCCGCGAGGCUGCGGCAACUCUUUCGGGUCGAUGCCCAUACUGGAGAAAUUUGGGUCAAGGGAGUGGUGGACUACGAAGAGGCGAGUGUUUACGAGAUUUAUGUGCAGGCAAAAGAUAGGGGUCUUUACACGGCGGCCGUGCAUUGCACAGUGGUUGUGGAGAUCAUCGAUGUCAACGACAACGCGCCCGAGGUGAUACUGACUUCAGUGUCCAGUCCGAUUCCGGAGGACGCUUUGCCAGGAGCCGUGAUCGCCCUGAUCAGCGUGACCGACCGUGAUUCCGGAGAGAACGGAAAGACUACUUGCCACAUCCCCGCCCAUCUCCCUUUCAAACUCCAGUCGUCUUUCAAGAACUAUUACACUCUGGUUACGGAUGAUCGCCUGGACCGCGAGAGAGUUUUCGAGUAUAACGUGAGUAUUACUGUCACAGACUUGGGCACCCCUCCCCUUUCCACCGUCAAAACCAUUCUCGUCAAGGUUUCGGAUGUGAACGAUAACGCUCCCCGUUUUGCACACCCGUCCUACACCGUAUACCUGAUGGAAAACAACGCGCCCGGUGCGUCUAUUUGUUCUGUCUCCGCCUGGGAUCCGGAUUCUGACCAGAACGCCUAUGUCUCCUACUGCAUCUUGGACAGUAAGAUAAAGGGUACUCCCGUUUCAUCAUAUGUUUCCAUCAACUUAAACACGGGCAACCUUUAUGCGUUGCGCUCUUUUGACUACGAGCAACUCAAGAAUUUCCAGGUCCAAAUUCAGGCUCAGGACGCGGGGUUUCCAUCUCUGCACAACAACGUUACGGUGACGGUGAUUAUCCUGGAUCAGAACGACAAUGCUCCCGAGAUCGUGUCCCCACUGCCGCCGAAUGGCUCGGUAGAGAUGGUGCCUCGUUCCGCUGAUCCCGGUUACCUGGUUGCGAAAGUAACGGCUGUCGACGACGACUCUGGUCAGAACUCCAGGCUGAGUUACCUACUGUUCCAAGCCACAGAUCCUGGACUGUUCAGCGUGGACCCGUCCAUCGGAGAGAUUCGGACCACGCGGCGUUUUGAAGACCAUGAUUCCCCUAGACAGAGGUUGGUGGUCCAUGUCACGGACAAUGGAAAGCCACCUCUCUCCACCUCUGUCACCAUCAGCGUCUCGAUAGUCGACAGUGUUCCAGAGAUCAUCUCGGACUUAACCGACGGGCCCCAAACCAUUGAAUACUUCUCCGAUUUCAACCUUUACUUAAUUGUCUCGCUGGGUUCCGUCUCCUUUGUGUUCCUGUUGGCCAUUAUCGCUCUGGUGACCAUCAAGUGUCACAAGGAUAGACACGGCACUCUUGGCCCCCGCUGUCCUCUCUGUACCUGUUGCUCCCGUGGAUCCAACCGUUGUUGCUGCCUCCGGAGAAGACAUUCCAGGGACGUGCUGAAUAACUCACACAACAACUUUCAGAUACCGCCCAGUACGAAAGUCCCGCCGAACUCCAUGGAGGUAGGCGGCAGUGGCUCACUUUCCCAGACCUAUUGCUACAAGGUAUGCCUGAGUCCCGAAUCGGCAAAGAGCGACUUAAUGUUCCUCAAACCUUACAGCUCCUCCACUCCCGCCGGAACUAGCACAAAGCCCGCCAGCCCCUACGUGACCACGUGGAGGAAGCAGGCAUUAGAUGGGCCGAAUAUUGGAACCAAUCUAUCCAAUGAGGUUUCGGGUCUCCAUGGUGCGUUGUUCAUUCCUUGAACGGGAAUUAAUGAAGAGAUCCUUUCUUGCGUGAUUUCCCCAGUAUAGC